Molecule: messenger RNA, 8776 nt
Organism: Glossina fuscipes
Lineage: Eukaryota; Metazoa; Arthropoda; Insecta; Diptera; Glossinidae
Gene: Lk6
Exons: 6
Coding region: 1453-5142 (1229 amino acids)
Biological process (GO): protein autophosphorylation; intracellular signal transduction; peptidyl-serine phosphorylation
Cellular component (GO): cytoplasm; nucleus
Molecular function (GO): calmodulin binding; calcium/calmodulin-dependent protein kinase activity; calcium-dependent protein serine/threonine kinase activity
Source: RefSeq, a predicted model, not a curated record
CACUGCGUGAAAAAUGGAGCGGUAGCUAAAGAAAAGUAAAAGACAGCGAUAUAACGCAAAGAAAACGGCUUUUGUCCGCUACUUUCAGCGAAUUUUUAUUUUGUUUCAACGCAACAUCAACAAGAAUUAACAAUAACGACGUUAAUCAAUCAACCAACUAUACCAAGCCCUAAUGCCAAUCCGCACUCUAUUUACCAGGAAAGAACGGGAAAAAGGUGUAAAGUAACAAUCUAGGAUCCAGAGUAUUCUUUAAUCAAUCAGCACACCUACUUUUGAAUGUAUGCGUGUGUGAGCAGAUAUUAUCCCCCCGAUAGAAUAAAUUCGUAUAAUUUUUUUUCUGUAAUGUGUGAAACAGCAGAUGGUAGAUUCUCAGGAACUAUCACCACCAACAACAACAACAAAAGUCAGAUCUUAAGCCAGGAUUUCUACAAAGUAUUUAUUUGUACUACAACUACAGCUCGGAGCUUGGAAAAGUACGAAGUUGUAUGCGAAAGCAGCAACUGCAAUUACAUGCGCAGCGUUCAUCAAGCGGCUUAUUAGCAUCAAUUUAUUGUUAAAAACUUGGACACAAUAUAUAGGAUUUUUGCCAUUGCAACAAAAUAUUUAAACGGUCGAUUUAGUUGUAAAAAGAAGUGAUAGAAAAACUCAGGAAAAAAAGCAAAAAUUUCUCAUAUAUAAGCACUGCGCAAUUUAACAGCUGCUAUCAACGCAACAGCGAAACAUAAUUACGUUCUGCACAGCGCAAAUCAGCCAAAUCAGUAGCAACAGUUUCCGUAUAGAAACGCAAAAGAACGCAGAUUUUGUGGCCAACAAUCCUGGAAAUUUUAAAAGGAGGAAAGCGAAAUUUUCAUAAUUUUUCCAAUUGAAAUUAUUGCAGAAUUCUUAAAAAGUACACAGUAGUGUGUCUUGGCUUUUUUUUUGGGAAAAUUUACCGAAAAACUUCGACGUUUAACAUUACAGCUAUGUGGGUGCCACCAUUUUGAAAAACGAGAGAAAAUAAAACACAACAAGAAAGUUUAAGAAAAAAAAAAAAAGCCACACAACUGCAGUAAAUUGAGAGAGACAUUGUGAAACGAAUGUGCAAAAAAAAGCUAGAGAGCCUAAGUACAUUUACGUCGUAAAAAAGUGCAUUGAACGAACCUUGUAAGCAGUGUUGUAUUUCGUUUAUUGAAUGCCAUAUUAUAAACGGUGAAACGUUGUAAACAUCGUUGGUUAAGCGACCAGGGGGGACAUGAACGGAACAGUUUUUUUUAACGCAAUUGUGCCAGUUUUGUUUUUAUUAUAGUGUUUUUACCGGAAAAUUUUAAAAUAAAGAAAAAAAAAAAAAACGCUUAAGAGCAAAACGUGUAUAACAUUGUGUGAUUUGCAAGAAAAGACGUGAUUUCUUUUCUGUUUUUAUUUUGUGUGAGCUAUUUAAAGCAAAAUUGAACAAGAGCGAACGUGUUAGAAACUAUGGUUGAACGAAUUCUAGAAGAGAACAUCGCCACAGAAAGUGGCAACGGGGGUAGUAGUUACGACAAUUCGAAUAGCAUUGAUAAUAUUAAUAACAAUAUCGAUACUACAGUUGCUGAAUGCAAUGACGGUGGGAACUCAAUCAUUGCCGCUAAUGCAAACGAACCAGAUAAAAACAAUUGCAAUCAAUUAACAGGUGGUCAUAACGACAUGAUGACACGCUACAGCAGCGAAGAUGUCUCCGGCAACGAAUUAAAUGAAUUGCCAAAAAUGACCGAAAUCGAACGUCAAGCCAAUUUCAAUCGUCAUAAGGAGGAAAUGCAACAGAAGCGUCGCAAAAAGAAGCGCACCAGCUCCUCAUUACAUUCAACUACUUUUCAAGAAUUGUAUAAGUUAACUGGCGAAAUCUUGGGUGAAGGUGCUUAUGCUUCUGUGCAAACAUGCGUUAACGUCUAUACUGAUUUAGAAUAUGCUGUUAAAGUUAUCGAUAAGAUACCCGGUCAUGCCCGAGCACGGGUAUUCCGUGAAGUGGAAACAUUCCAUCAUUGUCAGGGACAUCCAGGCAUUUUGCAAUUAAUCGAAUUCUUCGAAGACGAUGAAAAAUUUUAUUUGGUAUUUGAGAAAAUCAACGGCGGCCCAUUGCUAACACGUAUACAAGAACAUAUUUGCUUUUCCGAGCAUGAAGCCGCUCAGAUUAUUAAGGAAAUUGCUUCCGGCUUGGAUUUUUUGCACAAGAAAGGAAUUGCUCAUCGUGAUCUUAAGCCAGAGAAUAUUUUAUGCGUUUAUCCGGACAAAUUAUGUCCAAUUAAAAUAUGUGAUUUUGAUUUGGGUUCUGGCAUAAAAUUUACCACCGACAUAUCAUCGCCGGCGGCAACCCCGCAAUUACUUACACCGGUGGGCAGUGCUGAAUUUAUGGCACCAGAAGUAGUUGAUUUAUUUGUAGGUGAAGCAAACUAUUACGAUAAACGUUGCGAUCUAUGGUCUUUGGGUGUUAUAGCAUAUAUAUUGCUUUGCGGUUAUCCACCAUUUUCGGGUAAUUGCCAACAAGAUUGCGGUUGGAAUCGUGGUGAAAAUUGUCGCACCUGUCAGGAAUUAUUAUUUGAGUCCAUACAAGAAGGACGUUUUUGUUUUCCCGACCCCGAAUGGACAGAUGUUAGCGAAGAGGCCAAAGAUUUGAUACGCGGUCUUUUAGUUAAAGAAGCACCGAAACGCUUGAGUGCCGAGGCUGUUUUAAAUCAUCCUUGGAUCAAAAUAUCGGAAGAAGAACCACCCAAUAGUCGUAAAAUGGAAAAUCGACUUAAAGCUUUACGCACCGCCGGCAAUAUACGGCGCAAUCAAUCGGCUCGUGAAAUUUCACAAUUUGCUGAGUCCGCAAUGGCUGUGAAACGUGUCAUUCUGCAACACUUCUCUAUGCGUUACGAUUACUUAAAGGAACGUCCGAAUAUUUAUCAACCUUCACAAAAUUGUGUAGACGCCGGCGAAAUGAAAAUGAAUUUAUUUACGCCUCGUUCUGUUAAUGCGGCCGGUAUUUCGAUGAUAGCGAACAAGCGUCCCUCUUACGGCCGUAACCUAUUAAAUACACGACAAUCAAUAAAUAAGUAUGGUAGUAGCAAUGGUAAUGGUAACGGUAAUGGAGGUGAUUCACGUUCAGGUAUCCUUUCAACGCUUAAUGUUUACGCUGAGCAUGAACAUGAGCACGAUGAUGAUUUAGCUGAAGACGAAGAAUGGUGUGCUUUGGAUUAUUAUGAGGACAAUAAUCAUUAUCAAUGUGCCAAUAAUAAUAACAAAAACAACAGCAACAACAAUAAUAACAAUAAUAAUAAUAAUAAUGAAAUGAAUGAUCAACUCGAGGCUAUAGAAAACUAUCAUUCAUUGUGGCGUGAUUUAGAUGAAGAAGAAGAUUUCGAUGAGGCCGCUUAUUGUCUGGAUCAUACGUUAAGAACAGUAACGCAAGAUGACGAAGCAGGCGAUAAUGUUUCUAAUGAAAAUAAUAAUGAAAAAAUGGAGGAUCAAACAAAGGAUUACGCCGAGUUUACAAGUUCCUGGAAACGUGAUUAUUAUGAUAUCUACGACGAUGAGGAAAAUUCAGAAUUAUUGCUAUUUAAUAAAAUUGUUGAUACUGAUAACGGUGAGGAACACGAUGAACAAAUGCAGGCUGUACAAGAGCAAGAAACAAGUCUUUACUUAAACCGUUAUAAUGAUUGUAAUGAUGAUGAUGAUGAUAAUAAUUAUGAUAUUGGGCAUAAAUACAAUGACGAUGAUGACGACGACAACGACAACGACGACUAUAUAUUGGAAAGUAUUAGUGAUUUAAAGGCAAUGCUACCUGAAGAUGAUAACGUUGAGACUGGCAAAAAUCUUAAAGAUAAUUAUAUUGUUAAUCCCGAUAAUGAUGAUGAUGAUGAUGAUAAUAAUAAUAAUGAUGAUGAUGAUGAUGAGAAACAAGUUGCAGUUCAACAUCCAAAAAAAGAAGAGGACGUUAAAAUUUCCGAUUCCGUACCAUCUAUUAAGCCGACCAUACAUGUUAAAACAACAAUUUCUCAUAACCCACCAAUUGAUUCUAGUGAGGAUGAUGAUGAUGACGACGAUGAUGAUGAUGAUGAUGAUGUUAAUUAUUAUUAUUAUGAUGACAACCAUGAUAACGUCAAAGGAGAUGUUGAACAACAACUGCAACUUGUAAAGAAAGAAAAAUCACCUUUAAAUCCACAACGUUCGGUUUAUUUUGAUGUUGAAGACUCUUACCACAGUUACGAUGCCGAACUUGAAGAUGAUGAUGAAAUGGAGGAAUCUUUAGGAAUGAUUUUCAAAACUAAUCGCAAUAAUUUCUCUAAUGCAGGUUAUAUGAGACAAAAAUCUAUGCCGCACUAUCGCCAACAGCCACAAAAGCGUUACAAUAACAACGGCAAUAGAAAACUUCAGGCUCAGCCUAUUGAGAAUUGGCGUAAACGCGGCAAUAAUCGAUACAAUUGCGGUGAUAAUCAGCAACAACAGCCAUAUCGAAAAUAUCGUUCAUAUUACAAUAACGGUAUGGCUGGAAAUCAUCAACGCAAUUAUUUAGGGAGUUUUUCCCAUAGCGGCGGUCCACACUUAGCUCCUUUAGCACCUGUGGCAGCCCGUUCGAAACCUUUUGCUUUGCCCAAUUAUUAUCAUAACCGCCAUAACAGCGCUGGCAGCAGUGGCGGUACACCACCCUCAGAUGAUGGUGAUUAUAAUGCUAUGAAAUCACCAUCGUCCCCUAUACACAAUUGGCGCAAUGAUUGUAUCUACGCUUCGGCACGCAAUUCGAACGUGAAUCCGACGAUUACCGCCGCACGAAAACGCCAUACUCAACAGUCGAAACAACAACGACAACAACCGCCAACCUAUCGCGUUAAUCCGCCGCGCAUUGGUUCGGGACGUUUUCCCGCACGCUCCUCAGAGCCUGGACACAAUAAUGCCAGCCAAACUGGUUUCUUGUUAAACGAAAAUAAAAAGGCAUUGCCAUCGCUAGGUAUCGGCUUAUCGCCACCCAGUGAAAGUUUGUUAAUGCAACGACGUCUACAACGCAUGCAGCAGCAGCAACAAAUUAAUAUCAACGACAACAAUUGCAAAUCGCCACAAUAUCAAAGUCAGCAAAAUUUUUUAGGCAAUGGCAACGAUUUCAUACAAACAUCACAAGACUAUAAGUCAGCUGCGGCCGCUAGUGGCUAGUAAGAUUUCUUUCUGAAAGGAACAUUUGUUAUUUUCCACCAUUUGGCAAAUACCUAAAAAAAAAAAAAAAAACAAAAAAAAAACCAAAAACAUAAAAAGUUUAAAGCUUGAUAAUUCCUUUUUCUUUUAAGAAUUUGGCGAAUCAACAGAUGAUUCAGUGUGAACACAAACUUCUUUGUUACCGAUUAGUUCACGUAAUAGUUGUUUGCGUUUUCUCACGUCCGCCACGUAAUUAUAUUCGUUCUUUUAAGGUUUUUUUUUUUUUUUUGUUUCUGUAUUUUAUUUUAUUUUUAAUAUAAUACAUUGUUUUUCCGUCCGUUCUAUUUUCCUCCAGAUUCGAGAAUUUCUUCCUUUCCUAUACACAUAUUUUCUUUGAAAGAAGCCAAAAUUCUUUUCACGAAUCUAAAAAGCAUUUCAACAGCAUAAAAACAAAGUUCUUUUUCAAAGAUUUCAAAGAUUUUCUUUUCAAGUAUAUAUAUAAAUAUAUAUAUAUAAAUUGUGCGCCGUAAAAAAAAGUUUUUAUUACAGAAUACUAUCCAUUAAUCGUCCAUUUAUGUCAACUCUUUAAAAAAGAUCAUUUAUGGGCUACUUCUUAUGGAGUUAACACAUAUCAAAUAAAACUUUCAACUCCUUUUGUUAUAAAAAAUUGAAAAAAAGAAAAAAAAAAAUGAAUAAAAAUAACAUUUAGAAAAGAAGAAUCUGGCAAAAGAUCGUAAGAGAAAAGAAAAAAAAUACAAUAAUUUUUCGAAUACAGAGAAACUUUUAUACACUCAGAGGAGCUCGAUUAAAAUCUUAAAAGUGCCAUUAGCCGGAUAAGUGAUUGAUUGAACAUGUGCAUUAUAAUUUCUUUGAACAUUUUUUCUAUUUAUUCUAAUUAUUCUUCUUCAAUUGUUGCCUCUAGUUAUUCGUUUAAUAAUUUUAAUAUCUGUUCUACUUGAUACUCAUUUUCAUUCAACUUUGUUUUAUUUACCUCUUAUUCUCAAUUUCCACUCGUUAGUGCUGCUUCAUUAUUCACUUUAAUUCGAUCAAUUAAUCUUCGUUUCUAUUGCCCUUUCUUUAUAGUUCAAUUCAAUUUAAUAGGUGGUAGUUGGCCUCUUCUGAUAUUUGAAAUUUUGUAAUGCAUCAAAGCAUAGGCCAAGCAUUCCCAUUGCCAUUGUGAAGUGAUUCAAUAUUUGAAAAGAAGAAGAAGAAGAUCAUAAUAUAUUAUUUUAUAAUAUUAAAAAGAUUUUGUUUCAUUUUCUCCUUUCAUUAAAAACAUAAAUAAGUAAAUCUAUAAAAAAAAAUUAAAAAAAAAAGAAAGUGCUUGUGCAGACCUCCCUUCACCAACAAUUAUCGUGUUUGUGCUCUUGCGCAGCAACCUUCAAGCAACAAGUAUCAAAUCGAAAAAUUUUGCGUUAAAGUGUGUAGUGUUUUUGUUACUAAUGGGGAAGUUUCUCUUUUUUUUUCUUUUUUUUUUUUUGAAAUUCAUCAAAAAAUAACAAAACAAAGACUUUCUCUCUACGAUCUAUUAUUAUCAUGUCAAUACAAUAGUAAUCAUAUAAUGAAAAAAAAAAAAAUUUUAAAAUAAUUAACAAUAAUAAUAAUGAUUAUUAAAUAAAAAAAUUAUUAUUGUUAUUGUUUAUCUUUAUGCAUAAUACAGCUCCUGCACAGAAUUCUCAAGUAGGAAGACACUAUCAACACAAACAACAACUUUAGCAUAGAAUUCUCAACACUAAGAAAACACAAUCCACACAAACAACUUCAUCAUAUAGUUUUAAAAAAAAAAAAACACCUAUAACAACAUCAACAACCACAAUACAACUUGAGUACAUAACAGCUUAACUAAGACAAAAUUGAAGGAAAUUUCGACGACCAAUAAGCAAUAAAAUUAAAAGAGAAGAAGAAUUCAUAAUCUCAAAGUUUAUCUUAUCGUUAGCGAGCCUAAUCCAUUCAUCUAAACAAAACAAAAAAAAAUAUAUAUAUAUAUAUAUAUAUAUUACUAUUAUUAUUAUCCUUUUAUACUUUUAACUUUCUUCAAAAGUAAUAUUUUUUUUAAAAAAUUUACCAAAUUUUUCGGACUAGAAGACGCACCUUUUCACAUAGAAAAACGGACUCACAUUUUGGGUAUGGUCCGAAGGUAACAUUAAAAUAUUUUUUCAAUAACUCGUCUCUACUUAUGAAGUACAUGAGGUACGGCAACAAUAGUUCAGAUGAAAAUAAUACGAACUGUGAUAUUAACGAUACGAACACCGACAGUGAAAAUGAACUGAAUAUUACUAGAACGAGUUAUGUUAACAAUAAAUAAAUAUUUUGAUCCGAAAGUAACAUUAAAAUAUAUUAUUAAAAUAUAUUUUUUUAAAAACCAGGUUAAAAAAUUAAAAGUCCGAAAACAGUCCGAAAAAUAUCGUAAUCAGUUAUAGCGUAAAAUGGUAGAAACUUUACUCUUUCAUUGUAUGUAUGUACAUUCCAUUCGUGAAAUUUGCUAAUUAUUCUCGAGUAGUCGCCAACAAUUAUCAACAAACAGUCUCAAGAAUGUUGCCGUUUUCUGAAUAUUGUUGAGCAUUAAUCACGUGUUCGUACAAUGCGCACAUAAUUCAUAUCCCAUUGUUCGAGAUCAGUCAAUCGCGUUGCCAUAUUUUAUUUUUCUCCGACUAUUUUGCUUUUCACGUUUUCAUGCUUUGCAUGUAUUUUGAUCAGCGACAUUUAUUGGUGCAAAUGAUGGAAAGUCAAUCAAUGUAAACUAUGGCUAAAUUCGAUGCUUUUUUGUCAACAAACACUUUGAGAAGCUUAUUUUGAUGCUGCUCCAUCAUAUGCCAAUUGCCGAUUUUUUUCAAGUGAACAAAAGAUAAUCAAAAUACAUGCAAGUGUACAGCGAGAAUACUAUAAGUGAAAAAAAGACCCAGGAGUGUUUUGUUCGAUUUCGUUACGGAUAUUUGAAUGUCAAAAGUGAAUCUCGCUCUGUUCGGCCAGUCGAUGAUAUUUUGCAACACGUGUAGCAAGGCCGGCACCCAAGCUCAGGGAAUAGUGGAGAUACUAACUACAUCACACCACAUGACAGUUUGAAAUUAUUUGAAGCCUGCUCUGCCCGUGGAGACUUCUUAUACCAUCCAUUAUUUGACUUUUGCUUUUCGUAAGUGGUCCAUGCAUAGUUUCUCUACGGAAUAGAAUAUCAGGCCCGAAACUUUGUAUUGUUCCUUGUAUCUUAUGCCUAUUAAGAUAAUACCUAAUCUUUCCUUUGCAUAAGCAAUGGUUACAUAGUUGCCUCGCUCGAUAAGAAUAUCAUUUUUUUAUGUAAAUUGAACGGCGAAAAUAGUUGAAAGGUGAUAAAAAUAGUGAUAUAUCAUAUCUUGUAAUUAUUCACUUUAUGUUAGUUAGAUUAUAAUGGAUAUAUGUCCGAUGGAUCAUGUCCGCCGCGUCUUUCUUUCAUAAAUUUUUGUAAUUAAUAGAAAUUGUUAUAAAGGUUAUCACAGAGUGAAUCAAAUUACACGGGAAGAAGAAAAUAGAGAGGUUACAACAUUUUGCAAUAAUCAAAUCUUUUUUUUUUUUUUAUUUAAUUUGUGAAAAAAAAGAAGAAAACUUUCGAAUUUCUAAAGCUUUUAAAAGUAAAGCUCAACGAAUUUCAAGGUUUUAAAAGCAAAAAAAAAAUUACAUACAU